Messenger RNA from Fusarium coffeatum, 1905 nucleotides. RefSeq lists its product as uncharacterized. NCBI's taxonomy places the organism in Eukaryota, Fungi, Ascomycota, Sordariomycetes, Hypocreales, Nectriaceae. The record is from RefSeq and is a predicted model, not a curated record. The transcript has 2 exons. Gene Ontology annotation, biological process: fatty acid metabolic process. The coding region runs from base 1 to 1905 and encodes 634 amino acids. Gene Ontology annotation, molecular function: medium-chain fatty acid-CoA ligase activity.
AUGCAGACCGUGAUACGACAAAGCUUGAGAAAGACACAUUUAACAACAAGGACAUCCUUCAGAACAUGUCAGCUCAGACGGCUAUCCUCAUCUAACCUCAGUAUUCGAUGGGGUCCUAAAGAACCGCCUCUUUACAAUGGAACCAUCCCAGAACAUUUUGCCUCAGUCGUCUCAGCUCACGGCGACCGCGAGGCUGUCAUCGCCCGCUCCCCAACCCCUCACUCUCACGAGUCCACACUAACAUACUACGCCCUGGACUCUCUAUCAAAUGGCCUCGCCCACUCACUCGCCUCACUGGGCGUCCGCAAAGGCCACCGCGUUGCUAUCUCUCUCGGCAACGGACCUGAGUUCGCUGCUCUGACAUAUGCGUGCUUCAAGCUCGGCGCUAUACUCGUACCGCUGAAUCCAGGAUUUAAUGAGCGCCAGGUGAUAGCGGCGCUUAAGCACUUGGCUGUUGAGACGCUUAUUAUAGGUGCCGUGACGGACCUGGCGUAUAAGCCUGGGCGGGGAAGAAGUAACGAACAUCUUCUUCAGAGCGUGGUGGGGGAUGUUACGGCGUCCAAGAUCCAGAGCGAGGCUGUCCCCUCUUUGCGUAACGUUGUGGUCUUCGACAAUCUCGCAAGCCAUCCGAAUGUCAAGUUCAACCUCAAAGCGUGCCGAGCCUAUACCCCAUAUUCUUCGUUAGCCGACGGCUCUGUACAGACAGUGAAACCAGAUUCUCCUCUAUCACCAAGCGAUGUUAUCAAUAUCCAGUUCACGUCAGGAACUACCUCACUUCCCAAGGCGGCCAUGCUUUCACAUCGUGCCAUUCUCAACAAUGGUGCUCUGAUAGCGCAUCGGAUGGGUCUUCAUGCAGACGAUCGGAUCGUGGUGCCUCCUCCGCUGUUCCAUUGCUUCGGCUGUGUUUUGGGAUAUAUGGCGACUGCUACUACAGGCGCGAGUAUUCUCUUCCCUAGUCCAGCUUUCGACCCUGAAGCUACUGCACGCAUGGUCGUUGAUCAUGAAGCAACUGGUCUCUAUGGCGUGAACACUAUGCUGGUUGCUAUUCUCGAAGCUCUCGACCGAGGAGACGUUGUUCCCCACGACCCUAAACAUCUACGCAAAGGAAUCGUCGCGGGUAGUAGCGUACCGCCAUCCCUCAUGAGUACUUUACAUAAACGUCUCGGUCUUGAGGAUCUCGUUAUCUGCUACGGCAUGACCGAGACAGCGCCUGUGAGCUGCAUGACCAGUCCUUCAGAUCCAAUCGAGAAGCGUACCUCAUCCAUUGGCAAAGUCAUGCCUCAUACAGGACUCAAGAUCGUGGACCCCUUAGAUCAUAGCAGGAUUAUCCCCAUCGGAGAGCGAGGCGAACUGGCAGCAGCAGGGUACCUCGUCAUGGAGGGCUACUACGGUGAUGAAGUCCGCACAAAUGAGGUCCGCGUACCCGAUCCCAAAGAUGGAACAAUAUGGAUGUACUCUGGUGACGAAGCAGAGAUGGACGAGCAAGGCUACGUGCAAAUCACAGGCCGAAUCAAAGACCUCAUCAUCCGAGGUGGAGAGAACAUUCAUCCGCUGGAAGUAGAAGACUGCCUGCUUACCCAUGAAGGUGUUCGAGAAGCCAGCGUGAUAGGUGUUCCCGACGAGCGAUACGGCGAAGCAGUUGCUGCUUUUAUCAUCCCUGCGCGAGGAUGGACGCCGCUGGAUCACAUGGAAGACGUGCCUUUAGAUAGAGCGGGGGCUGAUGAGGCCGGUACCCUGACGAGAGACGGGUUGAGGCAGUGGGUUGCGACGAAGCUAUCCAAGCAUCUCGUGCCCAAGUACGUUUUCUGGAUCGACGAGUAUCCCAAGACGCCCAGCGGAAAGGUGCAGAAGUUCAAGUUGAAGGAGUACGCAAAGGAUAUCUUAGGAGAUGAGGGCAAGGCAUAG